Messenger RNA from Priapulus caudatus, 406 nucleotides. RefSeq lists its product as uncharacterized. The transcript is spliced from 5 exons. Bases 38 to 406 code for a protein of 122 amino acids. The record is from RefSeq and is a predicted model, not a curated record. NCBI's taxonomy places the organism in Eukaryota, Metazoa, Priapulida, Priapulimorpha, Priapulimorphida, Priapulidae.
UGCGGGCAGACAGUAUGUCGAUGAUGGGGAGAGUAAGAUGGUCGAUGAAGCCUCCAUAGAGGAGAUUUUCGAAGAUAUUGACAUGAACGAUGAUUUCAAACUCGAUGUGGACGAAGAUUCGAAGAGCGAGUUGAAGCAAGAGACGCCGCAUCAGUCAAAGCUGUCGCUGGAGACGCUUGCUGCCGGACAAGAGAUCAUCAUGAGGCAGCUGAACGGCAUGCAGUCAACCCUCAACCUGCUCGCAAAUCGUUUCCUCGGCAUGCCGGCAGCCGACGAGCAGGUCGUGACCUCUCUGCCGCUCGGCCAACCCGCGAAGGAAGAAGACAAGUUCAUACGCGCCACUCCGGAGAUCGGAGCCGCGAAAGUUGUGAGCAAAGACGCUGAGGCGCGGGCGGACGACGAUUGA